UGUACUUGACACUGGCGGUAUCCUCACGCUGCAGUCAAAUACCAACCUCCUGAUUCUACUGGCUAAUGUUACUCUAAAUAAGAUAGCGGAGAUUUUAGGGUUUUCUUACGCAGAAUUUUAUGUCGACACCUAGAGUCGUCACCCGGCCACACUGAGUUUUGAUUAGUGUCUGAAAAUUCUGAACAUUUCUCCGCCUGAAUGGCAGACCUCGAGAUGCCAGCCAAAACACAUGGAGUUGGGGUCUUCUUAGAGCUGAGGAGAAGGCUCCAGAGUGGACUGCUUAUUGUCGGGAAAGAUGUUGCCAAAAGUCCUGCCGAUGUGGUCGUGACAGGCGGAGAUUCUUCUCUCAACAUCCGGACCCCCAGAGGCCAUUUAAGCUUGAGUUUGCCGGCAGGAGUCACCUUCGAGCAGGGAUCCUGUGUUCCAACACCUGCGGGAGAAUCCUGCGGAGAGGAGCUGCAUUUCAGAUUGCGCAUCAGUGUCAUGCAAAGCGCAAAUGAAGAGGCGUCUGACAGCAUGAUGGAGACACUCCGGGCAAAAGAGACUUAUUGCUUCUACUGCCAGGGCUGCAUGACGAGGCUGCUCGAGGACAGAGUGUUUCAGAGAGUUCUUCCUCUCCCUAACGGCAACUGGAACGCCAUCGUGGACGACUGGUGUUGCCACCCUGAUCCAUUUGCUAACAAGAAGCUGCUGCCCCGAGCAGAGGAUUGUUUACUGGGUGACUCGUUCCUCCUCCUGGCCAGAGACAGCAGCUGUGAACAGACUCUCACUGAGGAAGUGAGUGCUGCUGGCUCAGAGGACAGUCAAGUUGCAAAGAAGCCCUGCCGCAAACUGACACUUGUCUCCUGCAAGAGCUGUUCUUCAGUGCUGGGAGAGGCUGUCGCAGCAGAGACCCUGAAACUGUACAUCACACAGGUGGUGGUGGAGCCCGCUGUGGGAGACAGAAAGCCAGAAGCUUCUCUUCACAGAUCCCUCUUCCUGGAGAAGACUGUAGCAGCCCGGCUGUUGGGGCUGUCCACCUCACUGAGCACCUUCCACUUCUCUGUCCAGACUCCUGAUGGAAAAGCCUUCUUAUUGCUCUGGCUGCUGAACAGCGACUCCAUCACAGCGUCAGUCCCAGAAACGUGUGUCGGGGGUGAGAGGUCUAUCAGCUCCCCCGCUCUUCACAGUCCAUCACCCGGAGCUGCCAGAGCCCUGAAACUCCUCUACACCGCCUGCUCUGACACAGGCAUCCAGCAGAGAGACAUUGUAACGAGUUGGGAGGUCAACGCCAUCGGACAUCCUGUAGUGCUGCCGCUGAAGGUGUGUGAGGAGCUGCUGCAAGUUAUAGACGACAGCAAUUCUACGCUUCCUGCAUCUAUGCGUCGCAUGAGAUCCUAUGAGGUGGCAUACCUCAGGCUGUGAGGUCAAAGAUCGGAUGCCAAGAGGUCAAGACUAUGUUCAUCACCACAGGGGAAGUCAAGAGGACCUGGGACAGCUGAGAAAGGAACUUUUCUGAACAUGUUUGGAUAUGUUAAGGUGGUAUCCAGCAGAUUUCCAGUAAGUAUGAAAUGGAGAUUACUGCAAAAGGAAAUCGUUGUGUCAUCACCUCCAACAGAAUCAUGUUGAAACAGGUUGUUGCGUGGUUUCUAAAUUCGACUGCAUAUCCAGUAAUUGCAAAACUGGAAAAGAGUGAAAUCAUCAUCAAAAUAGUUUUGCACAUUAGAUAUGAUUAUAUCUUGCUGUAGUUUAUAAUUUUUAAUACUAAUUUUUAGUCACACAUGCUUUUCAGCCACUGUAAUACUUUUUUUAUGUUUGUCCAUUCCUGAACUUUAUUUUGUUUUUUUUCCGACUAUUCUCAACAAAAACUGAUUAAACUGUUGUAUUUUUGAAGGUA
Plectropomus leopardus (leopard coralgrouper) is the source of this 1876-nucleotide messenger RNA. RefSeq names its product ubiquitin protein ligase E3D (gene ube3d). Gene Ontology annotation, molecular function: ubiquitin conjugating enzyme binding; cyclin binding; ubiquitin protein ligase activity. NCBI's taxonomy places the organism in Eukaryota, Metazoa, Chordata, Actinopteri, Perciformes, Serranidae. The record is from RefSeq and is a predicted model, not a curated record. Gene Ontology annotation, biological process: protein autoubiquitination; protein monoubiquitination; proteasome-mediated ubiquitin-dependent protein catabolic process. Gene Ontology annotation, cellular component: ubiquitin ligase complex; nucleus; cytosol.